AUGGCUUUUCGUCUGCCCCCUCAAGUUUCUCGCCGUCGCCCUUCCUACUCGGCUUCUCAACCUCCCACUCUUGAUCUUCCUCAAUCCUUCUCACAGCUCCCCGUGAACGAGUCAACCGAAUGGGUGCUCUUCUCUCCAUCCCAGCCAUUCACCACCGCCCGGACUCACACGACCUCUACUGAACGCACCCCACGCACGGCAGGAGCCUCCCGUCUCAGCGACUUUGGCUCCCUCGAUACACACACAAGAUCUGGGCUCGGCCACGAAAGUGAGGCAGAGGGUUCGCUCGACGAACCGUUGGACGAAGAUGGAACCGAGCUAGACAGUCUCGAUGAUGGGCUGCAUGCCUUCCGGGCACCGUCUCCACCCCAGGAGCCAUCCUCUCGAUGGGCCCAAGAACCCCAAGGCUUACUCCCGGCACAUGACGGAUUGGGAAGCUUUCUUGCGUCCAGUCAGCCUGUACAGAAUCAGCUCUGGCAGCAUGAGCAAUACAACCCAAACCGGAGGGUUGACAUCGGACAACGGCGACACCCUAGUGUACAGCCACAUCUAGACUUGAUGGAGGAUGAGGAGCAACUCGAUGCGGACCGUGAAAGAUGGCAGCGUAUUGAGAAAUGGAGAAUGGAUCAGAGCCGUGCUCUAUUACAUGAAAUCGAGAAAGCAACGCGCAAACGGCGCAAUCGCGGUCUCAAUGCGUCAAAUGUGGAAGCGCUCUCUCUGCCCGAUGUACUAGGCGCUCCAGUUGAUGAUGUUCCCCCAAUACUCGAUGAUAAUCCACCCUCCGCUUCUACGCCACCAGCAGGGGAUGGAGAUGAACCGUUCUGGCAACGUAUUACGCGAAAGGUCAUUCGUGAUCUGAUCGGAAUUGACGACUCAUUGCUUUCUGUCAUAUUUGGAGAGGCAUUGCCCGAUACAGAUGAACAGGAUAAGCCAGAAGAGCCAGAUCAGCGACAACAAAUCGAAGAGAUAUUGAACCGGGAGUUGGAGUCGAUUCCUGACGGCCAGGAUCAGUGGCAGUCAAAGCUCCUUCAACGGAUUGCGCGUGAGCUUGGCAUCCUUGUUCACCAACUCUGUGAACAUCCGGGUGCUUUCACCACGUAUCUCAACCUAGCCAAUGAAAUCCCCAACCAGUACGCUGGGAUUCCUCUAAGUAGCUUGCCUGAAGAGGCAAAGAAUUUAUCUACAUCAGCAGGGCCUGCCGUCUCCUUGGAUGAUGCCACAAGCACCGGUGAUUCCAUAUUAUCACCGCAGUUCGUGCCUACUCUGCGUGACCCCAACCGGGAACAUGCAGCUCAGUGGGGCAUCGAAGACGAGGACAUUUCAAAUCGGGUGUCCAGCAGCUCUACGGCUGCACCAUUGUCGGAAUCGGCCCGCCUCCAGCAAGAGAAGGAGUACUGGGAACGGGAACUUGAUGUUAUGAUGGUUUUCCACUAUCUCCGUAACCGCUUUGGUCGCCGACCUACUAACACCGAUACUCAUACCGCACGCAGAGGCUCACCAGAUGCUUCUCGUCGUGCAGCAAUCAUCCGCCAACACCAUCCUCUUGUUGCUCGAGCGCACUCACGUUCGCAAGCACAGAUUCGCCGGCAAUCCCAGUAUUCCGCAAAUCCAUCGGGCCCAACCGGGGUUCAAUCUCCAGUAUUGCGCCAACAUCUCCGCCGCCCGAGUUCCAGCUGUGCCAGCCAGAGCGCAAAGAUAUCGGCUAUUUCGAGCCGUCGAACUAUGACUGGCUCGAGCCGGAACUACUGGGAUAUCGGAGGAAGUGUGGACAGCGGAAGUGCCAUCGCACCAGCUCCAGCCGGCAUUGGAGCUUGGGGCGAUGUGUAAGUACAUCCUGCCGUUCUUUCUCACAAAUUUUCAUACAUAUAUAUGUAUUGGAUGCUGGCCAUCGAUUUUCCCUAUCCUC
Molecule: messenger RNA, 1906 nt
Organism: Aspergillus ochraceoroseus IBT 24754
Lineage: Eukaryota; Fungi; Ascomycota; Eurotiomycetes; Eurotiales; Aspergillaceae
Exons: 1
Coding region: 1-1827 (608 amino acids)
Source: RefSeq, a predicted model, not a curated record